GGCACGUGCGAAGCAAAAAGCCGGAAGGCGAUAUAAAACCUCCCGUUUCUCCUCCCGGUCUCUCUGCGGACUAAACACUGGGGUUUUCCGGCCAUGAUCUCGGCGGCGGUAGCGAAGGCGUCGUACCCGAAUUGGGGAUCCCGGUGCGACAGCCGCCACCACGGCCCAGGGGCCACCGUGAUCGAUGGCUACGAUCGCAUGCUGGUGAUGAAGCCCUAUGCCCGCAGGAGGAGAGGAGAAGAGCCCAAGGAGAAGUCGGCGGCGUUGGGCCCGCCGGAUUCGUCCAGGGUGUGCUCCGACUGCCGGACGUCGAAGACCCCUCUCUGGCGGAGUGGCCCCAACGGACCCAAGUCUCUCUGCAAUGCAUGUGGAAUCAGGUAUCGGAAGAAGAGGAGAAAAGCUGAGAUUAAUGGAGAAGAAGUUGCUGAGAAGCAGCAAAAGACUAAGACUACUACUACUGCUUCCAUUACUACUGCGACUUCUAUUAAAGGAAAAAAUGAGAACGCGAUGGCUUCUUCGGAGGUGGUGGGGGAGGAGGAGCUGAGGAGGAGGCAGAAGGAGAAGCAGGAGAAGAUGCUGCUGCUGCUUGUGGAGCGCCAGAAGCAGAGGAGGAGGGAGUUGAAGGCGGCGGCGAUGGCAGCUGCCCGGAGGGGUUUUGGCGCCGGCAAGGAGGAGGCGGAGGCGGCGCUCCUCCUGCUCUCCCUCUCCUCUUCUGGCAUUUUCGUCCAUUCCUAGUACUGGCUGACAUCCCCUACCACUCUUGGCCACUUCUUCCCCUUUUUUUUUUUUUUUGUCUUUUUCUGAUACAGAAGAAGAGAGAGAAAAGAAAUAGAUCUUUUUUCCUUUAUUUUUUUUCCUUUUCUAAGUUAAUGGAUGAUGGUGAUAUUGUAAUUAAUUAUCUUGUUAUUGGAGUACUUGGGUGUCGAGGUGCUCGCCCCCCUCACUUUUGCCUGCAAUGUCUUCAGAGGAGAAAUUUGGUUUUGAGGUGGGGAAGGAGGGAAAUUGAAUGAAUGCGUGAACCGAGGAAGUAAGAAAAGUCUGUUGUUUUUUAUCGUUUGCGUGUGAGCAUUUUUUUGGUGGUGUUUAGUCUGGUGGAUUAAGAAUGUUUGUGAUAAGUGGGUGAUUUUACGGGAGUAAAAUAGUUUUUAUGG
Molecule: messenger RNA, 1151 nt
Organism: Elaeis guineensis (African oil palm)
Lineage: Eukaryota; Viridiplantae; Streptophyta; Magnoliopsida; Arecales; Arecaceae
Biological process (GO): regulation of DNA-templated transcription
Molecular function (GO): sequence-specific DNA binding; zinc ion binding
Source: RefSeq, a predicted model, not a curated record